Oryza sativa Japonica Group (Japanese rice) is the source of this 1080-nucleotide messenger RNA. Its product is annotated as BTB/POZ and MATH domain-containing protein 1. Gene Ontology annotation, molecular function: protein binding. Gene Ontology annotation, biological process: protein ubiquitination. The record is from RefSeq and is a predicted model, not a curated record. NCBI's taxonomy places the organism in Eukaryota, Viridiplantae, Streptophyta, Magnoliopsida, Poales, Poaceae.
AUGGAGUACACGGCAGCAAGCAUGCUGGCCUCUAGUUUCAUCGAGUACAAACUUGAUUACCUCGAAACCCAGAAGCUUGCCAUCGGCGAGUGCUUGCCCGGAAUAAGAAUCUCGGCCGGGGAGCACAAUGCGACGAUUUUGUUAUUCCCGCGUGGAUGUGAGGGCCGUAAUGGUGAGUACAUCGCUGUCUUCCUGCUGCUUACUGAGAUCGACCCCAAGAUCAAUGUUAUCUUUGAGGUCUUCUUGAUGAACAAAGAUGGUAAACCAUCUUCACUCUGUGCAAAGAAUAGCUCUAUAGAUGUAAUUAGGGGAACAUCCUCCGGCUUCCGCUUCCUUGGAUGGCAUCGUUUCAUCGGAUGGCAUCGCUCCAUUGGAUGGCAUCGCUUCAUCACACGGAGCGAUCUCGAGUCGAUUUAUGUGAUCGACGGCAUGGCUACAUUCAUAUGUGGGCUCGUAAUUCUCGGCGACGGUGGUGCCAUAGCCGUGCCGCCCUCUAACCUGGGCGGCCAGCUCGGCGCCAUGGUGGGCAGCGCCGACGGCUCGGACGUGUCCUUCUCCGUCGGCGGUGAGACGUUCCACGCGCACCGGGCCGUGCUCGCCGCGCGCUCGCCGGUGUUCAGGGUGGAGCUCCUCGGCUCCACGGCGGAGGCCACCAUGCCGUGCGUCACGCUGCAUGACAUCGAGCCGACGACGUUCAGAGCUCUGCUGCACUUCGUGUACACGGACGUUCUGCAGAUCAUCGAGGGCUCAUCGUCGUCGACGACGGCGAGCACGAGCGAUCAUCUGCUUCAUCAUCAGCGUUUGCUCGCGGCGGCGGACAGGUACGCGCUGGACGGGCUGAAGCUGAUGUGCGCCCAGAAGCUGUGGGAGAGCGUGUCAGUGGAGACGGUGGCGACGACGCUGGGCUGCGCCGAGAUGCACGGCUGCCCGGAGCUGAAGAGCAAGUGCCUCGACUUCUUCAUGGCGGAGAGCAACUUCAAGAAGGUAGUGGUCACCGACGGCUACUUUCUUCUUAUACAGAAUUUUCCCUUAGUUAUCGAAGAGAUAAAAGAAGGAAAAAUUAGAGCUAUGCCAUUAUAA